Messenger RNA from Physcomitrium patens, 1862 nucleotides. Its product is annotated as WD repeat-containing protein LWD1. Lineage: Eukaryota; Viridiplantae; Streptophyta; Bryopsida; Funariales; Funariaceae. The record is from RefSeq and is a predicted model, not a curated record. Gene Ontology annotation, molecular function: protein binding.
GGUUCCAUCGCAUCCUUCGGAAUGCGGAGCCUUCCCACAUGGCAGUUGCUCAUGACGUGAUAAAUCCCCCGUUAUUUGACUAUAUCAUUUAAUGUAUGGAAAAGUGAAUGAUUCGUGGGGUGGUGCACGUAUGUAGCUCAGUCCCUCACGCGCUCACCCUGAUCUUUCCUGAUCAGUUCACCGCCUCCCCUGGGUUCUCCUGCCUGCUGUGCCUGCACGAUAGCGUAGCAUGUUCCUGAAUGCUAACGGUGCAUCACAGCCACGAGAUCCAACAACUGCCAAUGACGGAUGCAUACCGACACGGGUUAAUUGGGUCAUCGGGAUUGCGGUGGAGGCGGCUUGUGUUUAUAUUAACGAUUCGGCCGCUGGAAAUUGUGUCGUGGAGCUGUGGUGGGUGCAGCCGAAAUGUUUGAGGCGAAGGAUGGUGGUCGUUUGCGGCGAAGUGUUUUUCUUAUUAUUUAUUUUUAUCUGUAUGAACGAGCUUGUUGUGGAUCCUUCAAGGGCUUGAGGAUCGCGAAAUCCAAGAGCUGAAAAGGAUCGUCGCCAGCGAAUGUGGUAACACUCUUGCAUGAUGUAUUGUUCUUCACAUUUUAGUGAGGUCCAAUCCAAGGUGCAUCAAUAGCAGGAACUGGUAGCGUUGAGGGGCGUUGGGAGAGAAGAUGGCGAGUGGCGAAAAGAUCGAUCAGGACGCUAAGCGGAGAGGGAUUUUUACCUACGAGGCGCCAUGGGCCGUCUACGGAAUGAACUGGAGCGUGCGGAAGAACAGCAAAUUUCGUCUUGCUGUAGGAAGCUUCAUUGAGGACUACAGAAACAAGGUGGAGAUUGUGCAAUUGGACGACGAUAGUGUGAAUUUUUCUGCCGAUCCAAAGCUCUCCUUCGACCACCCAUACCCGGCUACAAAAAUCAUGUUCAUCCCCGACAAGGAGAGCGAGAAGCCCGACCUAUUGGCGACCACGGGCGACAAUCUCCGCAUUUGGCGAAUUGAAGAGGACAAAGUGGAGCUCAAGAGCUUGCUAAACAAUCGACAGAACAGCGACUACUGCUCUCCGCUCACCUCGUUAGACUGGAACGAAUCCGACCUCCGGAGGCUCGGGACAAGCAGCAUCGACACAACGUGCACCAUCUGGGACAUCGAGUCGGGCGUCGUGGACACGCAACUUAUUGCCCACGACAAAGAGGUCCACGACAUCGCAUGGGGCGGGAUCGGCGUCUUUGCAUCGGUAUCAGCGGACGGCUCCGUUCGAGUCUUCGACCUCCGAGACAAGCAGAACUCCACGAUAAUCUACGAAAGCCCGCAGCCAGAUUCCGCACCUCUCCUACGCUUGGGAUGGAAUAAAGAAGACCCUCGCUUCAUGGCAACAAUCCUCAUGGACUCGUCGAAGGUCGUGAUACUGGACAUCAGAUACCCUACCGUCCCAGUCUCGGAGUUACAGCGGCACCUGGCUAGCGUGAACGCCAUAGCCUGGGCUCCUCACAGCGCUUGCCACAUUUGCUCGGCUGGUGACGAUUCCCAGGCUCUGAUUUGGGAUAUGUCAGCCAAGGCUGUCGAUGGAGGAUUGGAUCCAAUUCUAGCGUACACGGCAGGAGGCGAGGUCAAUCAACUACAGUGGUCGGCGUCACAUUCCGAUUGGGUUGCCAUCGCCUUCGGAAACAAGCUCCAAGUUCUCCGAGUGUAAUCUUAAUCUUACUUUUUUAGUCAAGUGCGACCAAUACACCCAUAAGUCAAACAGGUAACCCUCCGCAUUGCAUAUAAGCUGGAUUUGAUUUAGUUCACAGAAAAAGAUUCAAGAAUUCUUCUGCAGGGCCUGCCAUUACUUGAUCCUUCAGUCAAUGUCAACUUCAUCCCCCUUGUCUUCCAUGUC